Molecule: messenger RNA, 1352 nt
Organism: Morus notabilis
Lineage: Eukaryota; Viridiplantae; Streptophyta; Magnoliopsida; Rosales; Moraceae
Exons: 9
Coding region: 54-773 (239 amino acids)
Cellular component (GO): chloroplast stroma
Source: RefSeq, a predicted model, not a curated record
GAGAAAAAACCAGACUCUCAGUCUGAUACCUUCAAACUCUCGUCUCGUCCACCAUGGCCGCUCUUACUUUCGGCAUCGCUUUUACUAUCCCAGUCGUCCGCACGUCUCCGAAAUCUCACCAGCUCCGAAGGGCAAGAAUUUCCUGCAUCGGAUGGGAUCCGGAAGGCCUGUUCGGGCAACCGCAGACGGGCCACAUCGCUCGGAACGAGUUCAAGAGACGCCUCGAGAGGGACGCCGAGGCUCGGGAGGCUUUCGAACAACAUGUCCGCGAAGAAAAAGCGCGUCGCCAAGCUCUUCGUCAAUCUCGUAUUCCUCCUGAUACUCCGGCGGAGCUUAUUGAGUACUUUCUGGACACCGAAGCUCAGGAGAUGGAGUUCGAGAUUGCGAGGUUGAGGCGAAGAUUGGAUCAGGAAUUUUUUUCACACCUACAAGUAGAGCUGGGUCAGCUUCGUUUUGCGGUUUCUAAAACUGAGGAUGUGGAGGAUAGAGUGAUCGAGCUGGAAGCAUUGCAGAAAGCCCUUCUGGAAGGGACAGAAGCGUAUGAUAAGAUGCAAACCGAACUCGUAAAAGCUAAGGAGAAUCUAGCAAAAAUUUUGACAUCAAAGGAUGUGAAAGCAAGUUUACUGGAGAUGGUCGAGAAUAAUGAACUUAAUAGAUCCUUAUUGACCCUUCUUGAUGAAAACAUAGCAAAUGCACAUAGGGGCAACCAGAAAAAAGCAGCUGAAUUCAUGGAAAAGGUUCGAGGAGCUAUGCUGAAGUACAUUACAGUUUAGUUCUCAGGCUGACCAGUGCAUGAUGGGCAGCUGUUGAAGACUUCUGUGCUGGUAGACAAGAAGCUUGAGCUUUGGGAAAGUUCACAUAUAAUGUUCAAUAACAAAAAGUAACUUGUGUGAGCUACAUCAAGUCCACUUUGAAGAUGAAAACUUAUUUGGAAUUCAAAAUUUGAGUUAUGGGCAAGCAAUGGAGAAAAUUGGAGUGGGCCCAAUCAUGUCUCAGCUUGAGAGGUAGUAGAGGUAAAGUUAUGAUGUAUUGGAGGUAUUGGAGGGGCCAACCUAACCAUAGAUGGGUAAGUUGAUCAAUCCUAUAUACUUUUUCUUUUUUUUUUUUUUUUUUGCGCUCGGAAAAAUUAUCUCUUACCUUGAAACUAGAAAGGAAGUAAAACUAGUUUUGUUGCCGCAAAAGCUUUGUAAAUAUGAUUCUUGGAGAGUCGUGUCACUAUUCUAUUUAUUAUGUUGUUGCGUCCUUAUCUACUAGGAAGGUGCAUGUAAUUGGGGCCACAGGCUACUUUAUUUUUAGCAAGUUUGCGAAGUUUGUGUUAUUUUAUCAAGGAAGAGAUAUAUAUUGCCACGCGA